Molecule: messenger RNA, 606 nt
Organism: Heteronotia binoei (common prickly gecko)
Lineage: Eukaryota; Metazoa; Chordata; Lepidosauria; Squamata; Gekkonidae
Product: C->U-editing enzyme APOBEC-1-like
Exons: 4
Biological process (GO): cytidine to uridine editing
Cellular component (GO): cytoplasm; nucleus
Molecular function (GO): cytidine deaminase activity; RNA binding; zinc ion binding
Source: RefSeq, a predicted model, not a curated record
AUGUACCAGCGCAACAGUACACCGGUCAAGCUAGAGGUAUCAGCCAAAGUUCUGAAAGGUUAAAUUCUUUUGUUACAUUUGUGCCCCAGGUGGAAAAUAGAAUGGGAGAUGUUUCAAAGGAAUUAUAAUCCAACACAACAUCCAGAGGUUACUCAUCUCUUGUAUGAAAUCCACUGGGACAGAAACCCCAAGACUUGGAGGCAAUGGUGUACAAGCAAUCAUAACCAACAUGCAGAAAUCAAUUUUUUGGAAAACCACUGUGAAGUGAUAAAUCACCGGAGAACCAGGCCAUGCUCUGUCACUUGGUUUCUGUCCUGGAGUCCUUGUGGCAGAUGUAGCCACUCUAUAAUUGAGUUCUUAAAAGAGCAUCCUAAUGUAACACUGGAGAUACUAUUCUCUCAGCUCUUCAGGCAUAAUGAUAGGUGGAAUUGGAAUGGUCUCAGGGCCUUAGCUAAUCAUGGAGUCCAGAUAUCUGUCAUGCAACUGCCUGAUUAUGCCAAUUGUUGGAAAACAUUUGUGUUGCAUCAAAGAAGAAAUUAUUGGCCAAGGAGUUUCUGUCCCUGGAUACGUUUUUAUUCCCAACAACUUGACUCUAUCCUUGCGUGA